This is a messenger RNA of Tachysurus vachellii, 1522 nucleotides long. RefSeq names its product N-acetylneuraminate pyruvate lyase (dihydrodipicolinate synthase) (gene npl). The record is from RefSeq and is a predicted model, not a curated record. Gene Ontology annotation, molecular function: 4-hydroxy-tetrahydrodipicolinate synthase activity; N-acetylneuraminate lyase activity. The transcript has 13 exons. The coding region runs from base 237 to 1166 and encodes 309 amino acids. NCBI's taxonomy places the organism in Eukaryota, Metazoa, Chordata, Actinopteri, Siluriformes, Bagridae. Gene Ontology annotation, biological process: N-acetylneuraminate catabolic process.
UGGCGUUGAGGUGGGGAAAACAGGUAGAUGGAGUUCAGUGUUGUUUUCAGUCUGAAGGAGUCGAUUCACAGGAAAAAACGACUCCGUUUCGUGUUGAUUGACAGGUAAACGACUCCGCUUCGUUUUGAUUCACAGGUAAACGACUCCGCUUCGUUUUGAUUCACAGGUAAACGACUCCGAUUCAUGUUGAUUCACAGGUAAACGACUCCGAUUCGUGUUGAUUCACAGGUUCAGAGAUGUGUCCAAAGUCAGAAAUGAUCACCGGUCUGAUCGCGGCUACGUUCACACCCCUCACACCCCAAGGAGAACUGAACCUGGCGGUGAUCGGACAGUACGUGGACUACCUGCUGGAGAAGCAGAGAGUGCGCAGUGUGUUCGUGAACGGGACGACGGGUGAAGGCUGCUCUCUAACCCUCCAGGAACGGAAGCAGCUGGCGGAGGAAUGGUGUCGUCAGGGCAAAGGGAAACUUGAUCAGGUCAUCAUUCAUGUCGGCUGCCUGAGCCUACAAGACUCUCAGGAACUGGCACGUCACGCCGCGUCCGUAGGAGCCGACGCCAUCGCUGUCAUCUCUCCGUCUUUCUUCAAACCCAAAAAUGCAGAGGCGUUACAGAUGUUUCUGAAGGCAGUGGGUGAAGCAGCUCCACAACUUCCCCUCUACUAUUAUCACUUACCCAGCAUGACGGGACUGAACUUGAACGUGAGGGAGGUUCUGGAGGACAUUGAGAAGAAGAUUCCUUCGUUCAGAGGGCUGAAGUUCAGUGGAGUGGAUUUAAGAGAUCUGGGACAGUGCGUCAGUUAUUGUCGUCCUCGUGGUUGGUCCGUCCUCUACGGAGUGGACGAGCAACUGCUGGGAGCCUUGACGCUGGGAGUCAACGGUGCUGUCGGAAGCACGUAUAAUUACGUGGGUUACUUCAUGAACAAGAUGUUAAGUGCGUUUGAAAAAGGAGACCUCGCUCUCGCUCAAAGCCUCCAGUUUAAGCUGCAGGAUGUCCUCACAUUCGCAUUCAGUCUAGGCUUCGACCUGGCCAUGAACAAGCAGGUGAUGAGUGUGUGUUCUGGUCUGCCGAUGGGUCCGCCGAGGCUGCCGCUGCUUCCGUCGCCUCCUGACGCCGUUCAGGAUGUCGUUAAGAAGCUCCAUCAGGACAUGGGGACAUGUCCUAACUAGAACAGUAGCACUGUUAUAAAUCAGGCAGUGUCAUAUACGCGCAGGUCGUCGGAGUAACACACUUGUGAACGAGCCACGAUGUGUCUGAGACAUAAGCUAUGAUUAGUUUGAUUAGCUUUUAAACCAAUACUCAUAACAUAUAGCCAGUAACACAGGGAUCCUCCUCUCUGUGUGUAUCGUGUGAUGUGAUAUCGUCAGUAUUGCAUAAUAUGUACAGGAAGCAGGUCUCAUUAAAACAAGGACGGUUUCUUUCUUUCUUUCGUGGGCACAUAAACACUGAUGGGAUAUCAGUACAUACUGACUUUGUAGUACUUAAUUGUUUCUAAAUAAACACUAGAAUUCAUGUUGAACAUUCA